CGGAGUAAGUAGCAUUUUGAUCGAGUAGAGAAACACACAAAAAAAUGGAUUCAAAAAAAGAGGCAAAAGAGCUACUAAAUUCUCUAACUCACAUUUGGAACCAUGUUUUUUCAUUCCAAAACUCCAUGGCUUUAAAAUGUGCAAUUCAAUUAGGCAUUCCAGAUGCAAUUCAUAAACAUGGUAAACCCAUGACUCUUAUUGACUUAGCCAAUUCCCUUUCAAUCCAUCCAACCAAGGUUCCUUUCCUACAUCACUUGAUGCGCCUUCUUGUUCACUCCAACUUCUUCUCCACAACCACUAAACAUUUAGUCGAAAAUGGAGAAGAUGAUACUACAACAUUAUUAUUUGAUCUAACCCUAAACUCACAACUUCUCUUGAAAGAUCACCCCCUAACUCAAGUACCCUUUGCACUUUUGGAAAUGGAUCCUAUCAUAACCGAGCCGUCGCACCAUUUUGGCUUAUGGUUUAUGAACCAAGAUGAGUCUCCUUUUCACAUUGCUCAAGGAAGUCAUCUAUAUGAACGUAUGCCUAGCGUCUCGAAGUUCAAUGUUUUCUUUAACCAAGCCAUGGCUAGUGAUGCUCGGUUAGUCUCGGCCUUGUUGGUGACUACUACUGAGUUCAAAGGCUUACUCGAAGGGGUUGGAACGUUGGUAGAUGUUGGUGGAGGUGAUGGGACGUUGGCUAAGGCAAUUGCUGAAGCUUAUCCUAUGAUGAAUUGUGUUGUGUUUGAUCUACUACAUGUUGUUGAUGGGUUACAAGGAAAUGGAAGGAACUUGACUUAUGUUGCGGGUGACAUGUUUGAGGUCAUUCCUCGUGCUCAUGCGAUUAUACUCAAGUGGAUAAUGCACAAUUGGAGUGAUGAUAAUUGCAUUAAGGUACUUAAGCGAUGUAAAGAAUCAAUUCCGAGCAAAGACGAAGGAGGUAAGUUGCUGAUCAUAGAAAUGGUGGUGGGAAUUUCAAGUGACAAUGUAAAUCACUCUCAAUCCCAAUUCCUAAUGGAUAUGCAAAUGGUGUCAGUCUUGGGGGCUAAAGAAAGAACUGAACAACAAUGGAAACAUCUCUUCAUCAAUUCCGGCUUCGGUGACUAUAAAAUAUUACCGAUUCUAGGGUCCAGGUCUGUUAUCGAGGUUUACCCUGCAUGAACCUUAAACCCAGCAACACAGCAAGCAACAAUGGAGUGCUCAACAUUUCAAGAAACUUAAUUUCCUUGCUUUCAAUUUGUAUUAGCAAAUCUACAAGUCAAAGUCUUAAUAAAAAAAAAAUCAUUU
Spinacia oleracea (spinach) is the source of this 1268-nucleotide messenger RNA. RefSeq names its product trans-resveratrol di-O-methyltransferase. NCBI's taxonomy places the organism in Eukaryota, Viridiplantae, Streptophyta, Magnoliopsida, Caryophyllales, Amaranthaceae. Gene Ontology annotation, molecular function: protein dimerization activity; O-methyltransferase activity. The transcript is spliced from 2 exons. The record is from RefSeq and is a predicted model, not a curated record. The coding region runs from base 45 to 1142 and encodes 365 amino acids.